Molecule: messenger RNA, 1691 nt
Organism: Mya arenaria
Lineage: Eukaryota; Metazoa; Mollusca; Bivalvia; Myida; Myidae
Product: prostaglandin reductase-3-like
Exons: 11
Coding region: 277-1338 (353 amino acids)
Cellular component (GO): mitochondrion
Molecular function (GO): oxidoreductase activity; zinc ion binding
Source: RefSeq, a predicted model, not a curated record
AUCAUUAAUUUGACAUAAAAGCGCUAAACUCUUUUCUGUGCAAGUUAAAUACUUUACUGUAUAAAAAAAGCUUUUUGAUUUAAAUCAAUAAAACACUUCUGUGUUGCGAUAAAAUAAUGACAACUCAAAAACGAAGAAAAAUUUACAAUGUUACUUUCUAGAACGUGGUGAUGUUAACGACCUGGUAAAAACUGCCCCAAUAAACAAGCAAAAGAUAAGGGUAUUAUUAGUUUUUUCAGAACAUGUCAGUUCAUUAUCUAGAUUGCUUCAGUUAAAAUGGCUUCCAAACAUAUACCUUCUACAGUAAGAAAGAUUGUAGCAUUACGUUCAAGCCAUAAAUUUCGCGAGGUUGCAAAGAUAGUGACUGAGCCUACUCCAAAACCAGGGGAAGGGGAAAUCUUGGUGAAAAACAGGUUUGUUGGUAUAAAUGCAUCUGAUAUAAACUUCACAGCUGGGAGAUAUGAUCCAAAAGCAAAGUUCCCUCUCGAUACCGGGUUUGAGGCAUUGGGGGAGGUUGUUGCAGCCGGACCGAAGUCUCUUUACCAACCUGGCCAGGCUGUCAUGUACUGCCAAUAUGGGGCCUUCAGUGACUAUAAGGUUGUGAAUUCAAACAGAGUUAUACCCCUUCCAGCAGUGAAAGCAGAGUUCUUGCCCUUCAUCCUCAGUGGGAAUACAGCAGCUAUUUCUCUUGACAGGGUUGGUGAGAUCAAGGAGGGAGAGACAGUGCUGGUUACAGCUGCAGCAGGAGGCACUGGCCAGAUAGCAGUGCAGUGGGCAAAACUGAAAGGCUGUCAUGUUAUCGGAACCUGUUCAAGCGAUGAGAAAGUCCAGUUUUUGAAGGACAUUGGUUGUGACAGACCAGUCAACUACACAAAGGAAAACCUGCGGCAAGUUUUGAAGCAGGAAUACCCAAAAGGUGUUGACGUGGUAUAUGAGGCAGUUGGAGGAGAAAUGUUUGAUACAUGUGUGGACAGCUUGGCCCUAAAAGGACGUCUAAUAAUCAUUGGCUAUAUUGAGGGUUAUGAGUCAGACAAGGGCUAUAAGCCAUCCAGAGUACUUGCAACACUUCCUGCACGGCUUUUACCUAAGUCAGCCAGUGUACGCGGGUUUUUCCUAUUUCACUAUGUGUCAGACUGGGGGCCAUACGUGAUGAAGCAGGUCCAAUACUUCAAUGAGGGGAGAAUGCAGAGUAUUGUUGACAAAGGGGAAAGAACUCCAGGAGGUCCAUUCAAAGGCCUUGAAAAAGUUGCCGAUGCUGUUGAGUAUUUGUACAGCAAGAAGAGUAUUGGAAAAAUUGUUGUAGAGCUGGGCGAGGACACACCUAGAUCAAACCUGUGAUUCAUUGCAACAGACCAUGGGCAUUCAAUCAGAUAACUUGCCGUGAUCUCACAAGUGUUCAGCAUUACCUCAAACUAUUAAAACUACACCUCAGAACGAUUUAUUUGCCUUUAACCUAAGCCUUACCCUAUUCUUACAAGCCAUUACAGUAGCCCACGUUAAACUUACUGUAAAAGAAUAAACAAUUACUAAAUAAACAUUGAAAUAUGUGGGAUAAAAAUACUUGUUAUAUACUGUAAGUGGCCGAUCCAUUUUAAACUCGUGCCCAACACUUUUUAUAUUAUCAUGCUUUUUUAUUUUCAUCGAUGAUAUUUGUUAAAUUAUGAUGUUAAUAAAUUGGUGCUGCUUAUUGA